Molecule: messenger RNA, 1646 nt
Organism: Melospiza georgiana
Lineage: Eukaryota; Metazoa; Chordata; Aves; Passeriformes; Passerellidae
Gene: ARMC6
Product: armadillo repeat containing 6
Exons: 8
Coding region: 137-1552 (471 amino acids)
Biological process (GO): hematopoietic progenitor cell differentiation
Molecular function (GO): protein binding
Source: RefSeq, a predicted model, not a curated record
AUUGGGGCCGCGGCGCACGCGCAGAGGGCACGUACGGCGGCCGAGCGGGGCCGUCCCGCCCUCGCCUUUUGUGCGGCGGGGGCGGCCGGCGGGAGCCCAGCAGGACACCGAGGCGGACCCAGCCCGUGCCGGCACCAUGGGCUCCAAGCAGAUCGCCCAGGAGACGUUCGAUGAGGCGGUGCAGGAGAACAUCACCGAGUUCGAGAUGGAGCCCGAGGAGGCUGUGAGAGAAGCCGUGCUGCAGUUCGAGGCCCAAGGUGUGGACCUGAGCAAUAUUGUGAAGGCUGUGCGACCUCCUGCCUCUGAGAACGGGCAAAGGCAAAAGCACCAAAUCCUGCUGACCCUGGAGAGCCUGGCCGGGGCCGUGGCGGAGCAGGACGUGGCCCAGCUGCCGCAGCAGCUGGCGGCGCUGGCGGCGCAGUGCAAGGAGCAGCUGGCCUUCCGCUGCCUGGCCGGCCGCCACGGCGCCUACGCCGCGGUGCUGUCGGCCUGCCGGCUGGCCGCAGGGCACAGGGAGCUGCUGCUGCAGGGCCUGGCCGCGCUGGCCGCCCUGCUGGACGGGCAGCCGGACCUGCUGGACGCGGCGGGGCGGGAGCUGCUGCUGCAGAGCCUGCGGGAGCGGCGCGGCGACGCCGAGGUGACGCUGGCCGGGAUCCGCUGCGUGCGCCACGCCUGCCUCAAGCACGAGCACAACCGGCAGGCCUUCGUGCGCGGCGGCGUGCUGCCCGCGCUCACCGGGGCCAUCACCGGGGCCCUCGCCCGGCACGGCGGCGCCGCCGAGCUCGUCAGGACCGCCGCCUCGGCCCUCAGGGUCAUGACCUUCGACGAUGACAUCCGAGUGCCCUUCGGGCACGCCCACGACCACGCCAAGAUGAUCGUGCUGGAGAACGACGGGCUGAGAGUCCUCAUCGAGGCUGCUAAAGCCUUCAGGGAUAACUCUGCGGUUCUCAGCGAGCUCUGCGCCACCCUCUCCCGCCUCUCCGUCAGGAACGAGUUCUGCCAGGAGAUCGUGGACCUGGGGGGCUUGAACUUCAUGGUGACUCUGCUGGCUGACUGCAUGGAGCACGCUGACGUGGUGAAGCAGGUGCUCAGCGCCAUCCGCGCCGUGGCCGGCAACGACGACGUCAAGGACGCCAUCGUGGACGCCGGGGCCACCGAGCUCAUCGUGCUGGCCAUCAGCCACCACCUGGGCAACCCGCAGAUCUGCGAGCAGGGCUGCGCUGCCCUGUGCAUGCUGGCCCUGCGCAAGCCCGAGAACUGCAGCGUCAUCAUGGAGGGCGGCGGGGCCCUGGCUGCCCUGCAGGCCAUGAAGGCUCACCCGCGGGAGGUGGCUGUGCAGAAGCAGGCCUGCAUGCUGAUCCGGAACCUGGUGUCGCGCAGCCGGGAGCUGUGCGGGCCCAUCCUGGCGCUGGGGGCCGAGGUGCUGAUCGCCGAGGCGCGCGCCGCCCACCGCGACUGCGACGACGUGGCCAGGGCCGCGCUCAGGGACCUGGGCUGCCAGGUGGAGCUGCGGGAGCUCUGGACGGGCCAGAGGGGCGGCCUGGCUCAGUGAGGGCUCCUGGCAGCAGCAGCAGGGAGGGUGCGGAGCGCCCGAGCCCCCGGGCCUGGCGGAGGCAGCCUUGGAUGGGUCUGCCAUGGAUGGGUCU